ACUAGUUACUAUAGUUGUGAUAGUCACUAAAGUUAAGGGCUAGUUAUUAUAGUUGUGAUAGUCACUAAAGUUAAGGGCUAGUUACUGUAGUUUAAGAUAGUCAUUAAAGUUAAGAACUAGUUACUAUAGUAUAAGAUAGUCACUUAAAGUUAAGAACUAGUUACUAUAGUUUAAGAUUGUCACUUAAGUUAAGAACUAGUUACUAUAGUUGUGAUAGUCACUAAAGUUAAGGGCUAGUUAUUAUAGUUGUAAUAGUCACUAAAGUUAAGAACUAGUUACUAUAGUUUAAGACAGUCACUAAAGUUAAGGGCUAGUUACUGUAGUUUAAGAUAGUCACUAAAGUUAAGAACUAGUUACUAUAGUUUAAGAUAGUCACCUAAAGUUAAGAACUAGUUACUAUAGUUUAAGAUUGUCACUUAAGUUAAGAACUAGUUACUAUAGUUGUGAUAGUCACUAAAGUUAAGGGCUAGUUAUUAUAGUUGUAAUAGUCACUAAAGUUAAGAACUAGUUACUAUAGUUUAAGAUAGUCACUAAAGUUAAGGGCUAGUUACUAUAGUUACUAUAGUUUAAGAUAGUCACUAAAGUUAAGGGCUAGUUACUAUAGUUGUAAUAGUCACUAAAGUUAAGGGCUAGUUACUAUAGUUUAAGAUAGUCACUAAAGUUAAGGGCUAGUUACUAUAGUUUAAGAUAGUCACUAAAGUUAAGGGCUAGUUACUAUAGUUUAAGAUAGUCACUAAAGUUAAGGGCUAGUUACUAUAGUUUAAGACAGUCACUAAAGUUAAGGGCUAGUUACUAUAGCUAGUUUAAGAUAGUCACUAAAGUUAAGGGCUAGUUACUACAGCUAGUUUAAGAUAGUCACUAAAGUUAAGGGCUAGUUACUAUAGUUUAAGAUAGUCACUAAAGUUAAGGGCUAGUUACUAUAGCUAGUUUAAGAUAGUCACUAAAGUUAAGGGCUAGUUACUAUAGUUUAAGAUAGUCACUAAAGUUAAGGGCUAGUUACUAUAGCUAGUUUAAGAUAGUCACUAAAGUUAAGGGCUAGUUACUACAGCUAGUUUAAGGUAGUCGCUAAAGUUCCGGGCGAGUCAACCGAGCAGAGUGCCACUCCAAUCCCAUGGCUCCGUCUCCUCGCGCGACGAUGCCGACGCCGCCGCCGCCGCCGCCGCUGCCGCCCACCGAGGCGCCGCAGCGACGCCGGUGCCGGGCGCCGUCCCCGCGGCCGCUGCUGGUGGCGCUGGCGCUGCUGUCGCUGCCCGCCUGCACGCGGGCGCUGCUCCCGAAGGACGCUCGCGCGAUGCCCGGCAGGCCGGCGGGCGACGGGCAGCAGCAGCAGCAGCAGCAGCAGCGGAGUCAUCAGCUGGAGGCGGACGACGCCGGCGAUGGCGGUGGAAGCAGCAAGCGGCUGGUGUUCCACCACGUCUACAACAUCAACGUCGGAGAUUCCGAGUGCGCCGGUCACGGCGAUGCCGCCGCCGCCGCCGCCGCCGCCGGUGGGGGCGGCGGUGGUGGGGCGGCGAGGACGGUGGAGGGCGGCGGAGGAGCGGUGUUCACCCACCGCGUGGUCGUUCCGUCAGUUCCGUGUGGCAAUCACCAGCAGCAGCAGCAGCAGAGGCAGUACAACGAGCAGGUGGCGGGGCUGCUGGCGCGUGUGGAGCUGCUCGAGGGGGAGGUCGCCUCCCUCCGUGCCCUCUGCUCCGUGCCCACCGCCUGCUGCAGCGGGGGGGGCCACGGAGCCUGCGGUGGAGAGCGCAUGGAGCUCACUGGAGAGACCGUGCAGAGAGAUCCAUGCAGCGGCAGGGGUGCGCUGGACCCGAGCACCCGGGCUUGCUUGUGUGAGCCUGAAUGGACCGGUCCGGACUGCACCCUGAAACGCCCCCCGCAGGUUCUGAUCCCGGGCGGAUUGUUCGACGGGGGCUGCGUGGGUGGCUGUGGAGGCCGAGGCCGCUGCGUGUCCGGGGUGUGCCACUGUGGAGAGGCGUACACGGGGCCCGGCUGCCUCAUCCCCGCCGUGCAGGCCCAGCCAUGCCCCCAGGGCACCGACGGGCACGACUGCCCCAAGGCGCCCGAGCCGACGGCAGAGGAGGUUCCGGCCCUGGUGCCCAGCUCCACCGUAGCCCCCACGGCCGCCGUGGGGACCGAUCCUCCCGUCGCCGGCGGCGGAGGAGGCGGAGACGGAGACGUCGCGGGAGAGGCCGUGGACUCCGACGAAAGCGCCUGGGAGUCUGUGCUGCUCUCCCGUCUCUCCAUCCGCACCGUGACCUGCGUCGACAAGGCGGGACAAGGUGGCCGAGGAGGAGCUGGCGGAGGAGCUGGCGGAGGAGGAGGAGGCGGCAGCGGCGGCGCUGUCCCCGCGCGCCGAAUUCGACCGCCGAGCAGCGACGAGCCGAGCGGCGGGGCUGGCCCUCCCGCGUCAUCGCCGCCGGAGCCGGAGGACCUCCUGGACAACGCCCUGGAGGACGGCGACGUCGCCGGUCGCCACGACGACCGCGGCUACCACGACCCCGGUAACCACGGCGACGGGGCGGGAGCGGUCCCCGUCUCGGUGGUGCGGGUCAACGACACGAGCUUCACGCUCUCCUGGGAGCCGGCGGGCGUCCUCGGCGCCGGCGCCCGCCGGCUGCUCGUCCGCUGGUGGCCGUCGGCGGCGGCGCCGUCGGCGUCCGGGGCCCGCGGCGGUGCGGGCAGGCCGGUGGGCGUGGCCGGAGGCGCCGGAGGGAGAGUGGGCGGGGCAGCCGGCGGCGAUGGCGGGAGAGUGGGCGGGGCGGCCGGAGGGAGAGUGGGCGUGGCCGGCGGUGCCGGCAAGAGAGUGGGCGUGGCCGGAGGCGGCGGAGGGGAGGUGACGGUGCCGGUCCAGGCGGCCGUGCUGGUCGUCUCCGGCCUCCGCGAGGCGAGCGAGUACCAACUGCUGGUGCAGGGCGUCGUUGGCGGCGGCGACGGCGACGGCGCUGCUGAUGGGGAUGACAACGGCGACGCCGCCGGCAUGGUCGGGCCACCGAUGCGCGUGUCCGUCACCACGGCGCUGCAACCCCUGGGGGCUCUGACCGUGACCAAAGUGUCACCCACGGCCGCCAGGGUCACGUGGCCACCCCCGAGCCCACGGGUCACGGGGGUGAGGGUCACGUGGUACGCACCCAACGUUGGAGGCCGCGCGGGCGCUGCCCGCAGCGCCCUGCUAGGAGGGCGCUCCACGUGGUUCACCGUCACUCACCUGUCGCCGCUCACCCGCUACGAGCUGACGGCCAUGGCGGUGCGGGGCCUCGCACGCAGCAGCCCCAGCGUGGCCGCCUUCACCACCGGCCUGGACCCCCCCCGCAGUGUGCGUGUGAGUGGGGUGACCCCCUGGGCUGCCAGCGUCAGCUGGAAGCCGCCUCUGGGGAACGCCACCGAGUUCAGCGUCGCCUACGAGGCCAGCAACGACACGCACGAGGAGUCCCAGGAGUUGAGGAUUCCUGCCUCCACUCCGUGGGUGCAGCUGACGAAGCUGCGGCCCAACACUCACUACAGCCUCCUCGUCACCGCCACCUCGUCACUCGGGGGCACGCGCAGCCAGCCCGCACGCAGCCACCUCGUCACAGCCCAGCUGCCCUACCCCUUCCCACGUGACUGCUCCCAGGUGCUGCUCAACGACCCCGAGAAGCGGUGGCCAGAGGGGGCAGCAGCGGCGGGGGAGAGGGGAGCGGCGGCGAGGGAGCACGUGGUGAUUUACCUGCGGGGUGACCCUGCCAGGCCUCUGCACGUGACCUGUGACAUGCACACCGACGGAGGAGGCUGGACGGUGUUCCAGCGCAGGCAGAGUGGGCUCACGAACUUUGAGCGGGGCUGGCAGGAGUACGAGGAAGGCUUCGGGGAGCCCACACGGGAGUUCUGGAUAGGCCUGCGCUCGCUGCACGCGCUGUUGGCCCAGGCUCGCUAUGAGCUGCGCGUGGACCUGGGCGACGGGGAGGCUUCGGCCUUCGCCCAGUACGACCGCUUUGCCGUGGGAGACGCUGAGUCGCUCUACCGCGUCCGCAUCGGGGAGUACAGCGGGACCGCAGGCGACUCUCUGUCGUACCACCACGGCCGGGCCUUCUCGACGCCGGACCGCGACCAUGACGGUGCAGCGCCGCACUGCGCCGAGUCCUACCGGGGCGGCUGGUGGUACCGCAACUGCCACAAGGCCAACCUGAACGGGCGCUACGGCGACACCAGCCACAGCCGGGGGGUGAAUUGGGUGGCCUGGCGUGGCCAUGAGGGAUCCCUGAGCUUCGUGGAGAUGAAGCUGAGGCCGCACACCUUCCAGGACACGCUCGCCAAGCGGAGGAGACGCCACGGGGACUAACGGAGACACGGGAGACGCCACGGGAGACACCACGGGGGACUAACGGAGACACGGGAGACAC
Molecule: messenger RNA, 4376 nt
Organism: Petromyzon marinus (sea lamprey)
Lineage: Eukaryota; Metazoa; Chordata; Hyperoartia; Petromyzontiformes; Petromyzontidae
Source: RefSeq, a predicted model, not a curated record